AUGACAGAACAAGCUGACAGAAACUCAGGGUCACCAAGUUAUGGACACCAGGAACAUGCUUGUGAGAGCAGCGGGACUGGACUGAGCUGCCGAGGUGUGGGAACUGACGUCAGCGCGGCUUAUCAUCAGGGAGAACGAACAAGAAAUUUGAGAACCACUGUUACUCUAAACACGGUGCUGACUGUGCUAAGUAGCCGCCUGUCACCUGUGGUGAGAGCCAGGAAGAGAACUUGUGUAGAGCCCUGGGUUAUUGGCCUCAUCUCUUUUUUAUCCCUGAUUGUCCUUGCUGUGUGUAUUGGACUCACUGUUCACUAUGUCAGAUACAAUCAAAGGAGGACCUACCAUUACUACAGCACAUUGCCAUUCACAAGUGAUAAGCUGUAUUCUGAAUUUGGAAGAGAAGCUUCUAAAAAUUUCACAGAAAUGAGCCAGAGAAUUGAAACUAUGGUGAAAAAUGCAUUUUAUAAAUCUCCACUGAGGGGACAGCUUGUCAAGGCUCACAUCAUCAAGUUCAGUAAAGAAUACGAUGGAGUGUCGGCUCACAUGCUACUGAUUUUUCGAAUUCGCUUGACUGAGGACCCUGAAGCUGUGCAUCAAAUUGUUGAACAUGUUCUGCAUGAAAAGCUGAAAUAUGUUCCAGGACCCCCCAGUGUAGAUCCUGAAUCAGUUGAAAUUAAAAAAAUCAACAAGACAGAAACAGACAACUAUCUCAACCAUUGUUGUGGGACACGGCGGAAUAAAUCUACAGCACAGACUAGUCUCAGGAUUGUUGGAGGGACACAAGCAGAAGAGGGAGAAUGGCCAUGGCAGAGUAGCCUGCAGUGGGAUGGGUCUCAUCGCUGCGGAGCAGCUUUGAUCAAUAACACAUGGCUUGUGAGUGCUGCUCACUGCUUUCGAACGCACAAGGACCCAUCCAGAUGGACUGCUUCCUUUGGGGCAACAAUACAACCUCCAAAACUGAGGACAGGCCUUCGGAGGAUAAUUGUUCAUGAAAAAUACAGCUACCCAUCACAUGACUAUGACAUUGCACUGGCACAGCUUUCUAGGCCGGUCCCCUGCACAAAUGCAGUGCACAAGGUUUGUCUACCCGAUGCAAACCAUGAAUUCCAUUCGGGGCAGAAGAUGUUUGUGACAGGAUUCGGAGCAUUGCAAAAUGAUGGAUUUACCCAGAGUCACCUUCGGCAAGUACAGGUGGACUACAUAGACACUCAAACCUGCAAUCAACCUCAAGCAUACAAUGGCGCCAUCACUCCUAGGAUGUUGUGUGCUGGCUUCUUAAGAGGAGGGAAAGAUGCAUGCCAGGGUGACUCUGGCGGACCACUGGUUGCUCCAGAUGUUAGAGAUAUCUGGUACCUUGCUGGAAUAGUGAGCUGGGGAGAUGAAUGUGCCCAACCAAAUAAGCCUGGUGUUUAUACCAGAGUGGCUGCCUUUCGGGACUGGAUUGCAUCAAACACUGGUCUCUAA
Messenger RNA from Peromyscus eremicus (cactus mouse), 1464 nucleotides. Its product is annotated as transmembrane protease serine 11E. The record is from RefSeq and is a predicted model, not a curated record. The transcript has 11 exons. Gene Ontology annotation, biological process: proteolysis. Bases 1 to 1464 code for a protein of 487 amino acids. Gene Ontology annotation, molecular function: serine-type endopeptidase activity. Lineage: Eukaryota; Metazoa; Chordata; Mammalia; Rodentia; Cricetidae. Gene Ontology annotation, cellular component: plasma membrane.